Messenger RNA from Dreissena polymorpha, 1090 nucleotides. RefSeq lists its product as uncharacterized. Bases 50 to 742 code for a protein of 230 amino acids. Gene Ontology annotation, cellular component: tRNA-splicing ligase complex. NCBI's taxonomy places the organism in Eukaryota, Metazoa, Mollusca, Bivalvia, Myida, Dreissenidae. The transcript is spliced from 4 exons. The record is from RefSeq and is a predicted model, not a curated record. Gene Ontology annotation, biological process: embryonic morphogenesis.
CUUUAGCGUCCAAAACUAAGGGAGACAACUAUUGCACAGAGAAACAAUAAUGGCUAGCGGAACUGACAAUCCACAUUUCGAUUGGCUUUACCCCGGUAUUCUAACUAAGCAGCAACUAAUCGAUGUCCUAAAUCAGAGGUACAUCAAGGAACAGUCCUUAGAAUCUAUGUCCAAGGAUGAGUUAGUAGACUUGUACACCAAAUACAUCAUCCCUUUGCCUCAAAGGAAGUACCGGCAAAACAGAAGAGGCCAGGAAAUGACAAAGAAACAGAUCUUAGCAGCGAAGAAAAGAAGAAUUUCAGCCCCAGGAGAGCAUGAUGAACCACCAGAAAAGAAGGCGUCAGGAGUAGGUCUUGUCAAUUCCUACGGUCUUCCGAAUUCUGGUGGGGACAGACUUAAGCCCCCACCAUCCAGUUGUAUAAACACUGAGAAAAAGACUAUCAAGCUAAGCUGUGGUGCUGGUUCAACGUCUAAGUCUGUGCCAGAUGUGGCUAAAUCUCUUAAUGUGCUUAAAAUCAACAAAGGAUCUGGUAGUUCUACAGCUUCAGCUUCAUCAAAUGCUACGGCUUCAUCAAAGGCUACUAAGCGUGUAUCACCUGAACAUUCUGAUGUAACAAAGAUUAGUACUGUAGCAUCUAUUCACAAUGGCCUGACUGAAGAUAAUAGCAAAAUGGAUACUUCGGAACAUAUUGUUGAGGAAGAAACACCACAGAAAAAGAUCAAAAAGAUUUCCUGGCCUUGAGAUGAGGAAAUGCAAUACUUUCAAGAUUAAAAAGGAGUGUACUUGUCAUUAAAAACGAGUUCUUGGGGAUUUAUGUCCAGAAAUUCUCCCUUUCAUUGACUGUUGAAGACUUUUAAAUGAGCUUAACAUUUUUGUGUAAUCAAUUAUGACUGAAAUGAAGUCUCGAUCUUUUGGAAGUAAAACCAAAGCUGUAAGUCGUGGAAUUACAAAAGGACGUAGUGAUACUUUAUGUUGGUUGGAAGGACAAAUACGAGGUCUUAGUCACUGUCAAUACAGUACCCUGGUCUUGAAACACAUAAACUGUUGGUAACUUAUCAAUUCAUGUGUUAAUAAAGCAUCUUAAUUGUG